Messenger RNA from Rodentolepis nana, 588 nucleotides. Lineage: Eukaryota; Metazoa; Platyhelminthes; Cestoda; Cyclophyllidea; Hymenolepididae. The record is from the annotation of a GenBank genome assembly.
AUGAGUAUACGUUGCCCAGGAUGCACCCCGUGGAGCUGUCUUCUUGCUUCCCAGUAUCUUUGGCUUUCCGUAAGCUGUCUUCUUGCUUCCCAGUAUCUCUGGCUUUCCGUCGUUAGGGCUGGACAUCGAAUCAGGUGGGUCUUCUCCAUUUCAGCUGGAUACCGAAUCAGGUGGGUCUUCUCCAUUUCCUCCUUUGAACACCGAAUCAGGUGGGUCUUCUCCAUUUUCUCCUGUAGAGAAUCAGAUGGGUCUUCUCCAUUUCCUCCUGUAGGUUUCACAUCAGGUGGGUCUUCUCCAUUUCCUCCUGUAGGUUACAGAUCAGAUGGGUCUUCUCCAUUUCCUCAUGUAGGUUACAUAUGGUGGGUCUUCUCCGUUUCCUCCUCGACAAUUAACAAGGAGCGUGAGGACCAGAUGAAGCUACUCGACUCUCUACUCAUUUGGUUUGGCAGUCUAAUAGGCCUUCUUUCCGUAGGUGCUUUGGCCCUUGGGAUUGCGCAGAGCCGGUGUAAAAAUCGGGAAACAUUUUUCAAAAAUUCCAUGAAGAUUGAAAUGCCAAUCUUGGAUACACUCCACAAUGAGCGGAACUGA